Molecule: messenger RNA, 6640 nt
Organism: Phalacrocorax carbo (great cormorant)
Lineage: Eukaryota; Metazoa; Chordata; Aves; Suliformes; Phalacrocoracidae
Source: RefSeq, a predicted model, not a curated record
CCAGGCGAGGGAAAGGGGCUGCGGGGCGCGGGCCCGCGGCCGGGGGCGGACAAUGGGGGCGCGGGGAGGUGGCGGCAGGAAGAUGGCAGCGGCCCGAGGCGCUGCGGGGUGCCCGGCGGCGGCCGCCGCCGCUCCCACCCGGCUCCCCUGCUCGGCGUGGCUGCUGGCUGCCGCCGCACUGACCGCCGUCAAAGUAUCAGCAGUAGAGGUCAACACACCGGAGGAGAUAUUUGUGGAGAAUGGGACAGACGCAAAGCUUCCAUGCACAUUUACAUCUGUGGAAGUGAUCAGCAGCGCAGCAUCUGUUUCUUGGAGUUUCCAACCAGAGGGAGCUGCAACUCGUAUCUCAUUUUUCUAUUACUUUAAUGGAAAGCCAUACCCUGGAAAGGACAUACCAUUUAAAGACAGGAUCACUUGGGCUGGAGAUCUUAACAAGAAAGAUGCUUCUAUCAGUAUAUCAAACAUGCAGUUCCGGGACAACGGCACUUAUAUUUGUGAUGUCAAGAACCCACCUGACAUUGUUGUCAAACCAGGAGAAAUCCGAGUUAGAGUUGUGGAGAAAGACAGCCUGCCUGCGUUCCCCAUUGCCAUGGUGGCAGGGAUAGUCAUCGGUACGGUUACAGGUCUCUCACCGCUGAUCUCUAUUGUCGUGUGUCUUGUCAUCAGAAAGAACAACUCUAAAAAACGAUACUCUGGCUGCAGUACAUCUGAGAGCUUGAUGUCACCGGUUAAGCAGGCUCCGCAGAAGUCGCCCUCCGACACAGAGGGUCUGGUAAACAGCGUGCCCGCCAGAUCACACCAGGGCCCAGUCAUUUACGCGCAGUUAGAUCACUCUGGAGGACAGCACAGCGACAAGAUUAACAAGUCAGAGUCUGUGGUCUAUGCUGAUAUUCGGAAGAACUGAGAUGAGAUCCUAAGCUAUCCAAAGGAAAACACACAUUCAGACUGGAAUUGCUUGAACAAGAUUUGACCCAGAGAACUCACAUGUGGCCUUUGAUGCCUAGGCUAGGACCAAUGCAUGUGCAUACAGAGGGAAAGAUAUAUAUGUAUUGUGUGUAAAUAGUCUAUUUAAUCGUACAGAAGUGAGACCAAUGUUGCAUGUUGAAAUGCGGUAAGACUUUUGCUUAUGAAUUGCCAAUAUUCUUUUUUGUAUCUUGUGUGACGAGAGAGAAAGUGAAAACUCGCAUCACAAUUUUAAAAUAUUUGUACCUUGAUUAUUAACGGAGAAACUGGAAAAUAUCUGAAGAUUCUAGAUUGACCUGGAAAUUAUUUUUUUUUGCUUAUAGGGCCUAAUUUCUUUUGCUGAAGUGAAUAUAAAGAAGGCAUCUUCUUUAUAUUCACAGCCUUCUUUAUGUAUACAGGGUAUUCAACUUUCUUUGGUCAGAUUCUCAGUACAAGCUGCCUUCUCAUAGAAACUAGACACUCUCACUUGGUCUUGUAAGCCAAAUUGUGACUCCUAGCUAUCAGAAAUGUAUGUCUUAGCAGUGUAAGUGAAGGAAAUGUUUAGGCCUACCUGACCUGUGUAACACAGGUCACAGAACUGUUUACUUCUGUAUUGAGCCCAUCUAUUCAAGCUUAGUCCUUUAAGGUACAGGGAUGGUAUUGAUCUAAUGAAUUUUGUGAAAUGGUAGCUUGCCUGUGAAAACUUAAGACCUAGUGAGUUAAAGGGAUAGGAGGCUAUAGCUGUAGGUGGUUGCCUCAGACUCUGUUGAACCUUUCAAUGAAAUGUUUCUUCCUUGAAGCUCUGUCAUUUCAUAUAAGCAUGAAAAUGGGCUCCAAGGGAUCUGGAAGCUGCAGUACUCCCUCACCUCCCUCCCAUGGCUCCAUUAUACCACUGUUACUUUCUUAGAGAUGCUUUAUUUGUUCUUAAAAGCCUGUAGUGGAGGCUGAAUGAGCUCUGGAGGAAAUCUAGGGCUUCACUCUUUGUUUUUUGUGGUUUUUUUUUAAAUGUGCGGUUUUUUAUGUAACCUGUAUUUGCACAGAGAAGGUGGAGGGCAGUUUAUUUCCUUCCUCUCUGCAAGUCUACUACUUGAAUAUAAUCUAGAAACAAGAAACUCGGAAAUUACCUCCUCGUAGAUUGUUAAGGAUCUCUGAUAAUUCUCUUCUGCUGAAGAGGAUCUUUCUUUAACUGACCCGUUUGUAUCCUGAAAUCUGGUGCUCAAAACUAGAAGCGGCAUCCCAGCUGAGGUCUUCUCAGGGUAGCGUAUAGUAGAAGGAUUUCUGUUUUGUACAUCCUAAUGUGGUGUUGGCUUUUUGGUAGCAGCAAAUAAUUUUUGGUUUGGUCUACCAUAACCCCUUCUCUCUGAUUCUAACCCAUUUCCUAGUUCAGUCUGUUUCACAGAAUCAGUCACAGAAUGGCUGAGGUUGGAAGGGACCUCUGGAGAUCAUCUAGUCCAAGCCCGCCCUCCUCAAGCAAGGUUGCCUGGCACUGUCGCCAGUUGGGUUUUGAGUAUCUCCACAGAUGGAAACUCUACAUCAUCUCUGGGCAACCUGAACGCUUAGAGUGAUCAAACAGCAAAAUAAGUGCUUCCUUGUGUUCAGGUGGAAUUUCCUUUUUUUUUUUUUAAGUCUGUCCAUUGCCUCUUGUCCUGCCACUGAGCACUACUGAGAAAAAUAGUGCUCUUCAUUCCCUUCCAUCAAAUAUUUAUACACAUUGAUAAGAUCCAUCCCCAAGCCUUCUCUUCUUCAGGCUGAACAGUCCCAGCUCUCUCAGCCUUUCCUUGUAUGAAAGACACCCCAGUUCCUUUAUCAUCUUUGUGGCCCUGCACUGGACUUGCUCCAGUAAUUCCAUAUCUCUCUUGUACUGGAGCGCCCAGAACUGGACACAGCACUCCAGGUGAGGCCUCACCAGUGCUGAAUAAAGGGGAAGGAUAGAAUAGAAUCAUAGAAUUAUUAAGGUUGGAAAAGACCUCUAGGAUCAUUGAGUCCAAUUGUCAACCCAACACUACCAUGCUUCCUAAACCAUGUUCUGAAGUGCUGUGUCUACACGUCUUUUAAAUACCUCCAGGGAUGGUGACUCCACCACCUCUCUGGGCAGCCUGUUCCAAUGCCUUGAGGAUGAACUCCCUCAACCUGCUGGCAAUACUUUGCCUAAUGCAGCCCAGGAUACCGUUUGCCUUCUGUGCAGCAGGGGCACACUGCUGGCUCAUAUUUAACCUGAUGUCCACCAGGACCCCCCAGGGUCCUUUUCUGCAAAGCUGUUUUCCAGGCAGGCAGCCUGGCAUGUGCUGGUGCAUGGGGUUGUACCUCCCCAGGUGCAGGACUUCGCACUUCUGCUUCCUGAACUUCAUGAAAUUCCGCUUAGCCCAAUUGUCCAGCCUGUCCAGGUCCCUUUGAUUGGCAGCACAACCAUCUGGUGUGCCAGCAACUCCUGGUUUUGUACUGUCUUCAAAUUUGUCUAUACUGUACUUGUUAUGGUUUUUUCAGACCUCAUCUUCAAUAUGUCAGCUGAAAACUUGGUUGGAAUUCUCAUCCUGCCCUCCAGUGAGCUGGCAACACUCUUAGCUUAAUUUUUGCAAACUGAAGUCUACAUUCCAGUGUAACAUCAAGUAAAUGAAAAAUAGUUUUAGGCCUAUGGUAGACCGUUUCAGAACCACAUUAGAAAAUCCUUAGAUUAUGAUAAUGCAACUUUAAUAAUUAUUUUGUGUACAGUGGUGUUUUUUCCCAGCAAAGUUGGGUAUGCCAACACUACAUUCUUUCAUCAGGAUUGGACUUCACUGGUUUCCUGACAACACCUGUCUUUGUUAGAAGCCUCAUCAAGAUCAGGAUGAAUCCUGCUACUGCUGCUUUCCUCAUCUACCAAGCUGUUACUUCACAGAAUCACAGAACGGUUGGGGUUGGAAGGGACCUCUGGAGAUCAUCUUGUCCAACCCCCCUGCUUGAGCAGGCACACCCAGAGCAGGGGGCACAGGAACGCGUCCAGGUAGGUUUUGAAUGUCUCCAGGGAAGGAGACCCCACACCCUCCCUGGGCAGCCUGUGCCCCUGCUCUGGCACCCGCACAGGAAAGAAGUUUUUUACUCAUAUUUAAGUCAAACUUCCUGUGUUCCAACUUGUGCCCAUUGCUCAACAUUUGUGUUACACUGAGCAAGAAAUGAACACUUUUGACAUGGUUGAUGGAGAAACUUGAUUUUGAUCUGCCUGCGUUCAUCCCUGUCCAUCACCAUCUAUCUCUCCAGACAUUUUGAUUAAUGUAGUGAUCAAAAACUUGCUGCUAUGAGAAGAUAGGGCUGUCCUUGGCUAUGAAGUCUGCUAUUAACAGUUGUUUCUUUUCCUGUUGGAAUAUACUGGAGAAUCUGAGCACAGUCCUGAUCUGGUGCUGACUUUAAGAAAUAUGCUGACUAGGUGCUACCUUUAGGAGACACACUGAAUUGGCUGGUGCUAAAGUUAGGAAAUAAGCUGAUCUGGUUGGUGCUGACUAACUUUAGGAAACAUCUCCUUCCAUUGCUUUCGUUUAGCUGUGGGUACGUUCAUAUUGCCUGUACUGAGGAGGCUCAUUGCAAGGCUGCUUGGAUCCUCUUUGUGAAGGCAGAAUGAACUUGGAAGUAUUUUUUGAAAAUGCUGAACAUCUUUUCAUAAAGAAAAAAAGUCCCUUCCCCCAGGAGGAGCAGAAAUCAGUCUGAAUCCCUCUCCAGUGCAACGGCUGUUGAUUUUUACUUUUUCCCUCGUGGAAACACGAACAAUGUAGCUCUUAAAUCACUUAUUCAGGCUGAAGUCGAAAGAACUUGAGGCAAUAUGAGACAACACUUGUGAAUGUCCUGUCCCUCAGGUUAUCUUGGCUUGUUUAAUCAUAUGAUAACUUGUGCUGGUGAAAGGGACUGAUGCUAAGUUUGCUUAAUUAGCAAAGUCUCAGGAGACAGAGGACUUAUACCUCCUUUAUGGGUAGCAAGCAGAGAUUGAAGUCAGACAAGGCCAUCGUAUUCUGAUGUUACGGUGACAAGAAGUUGAACUCUCUUUGCUUUACUGCUAUUCUCUUAAUUCUCUGAUGCUGCUCUUUGCACAUGGAAAGGCACAGCUUGGAUGUGGAGGAACACUAAGAGUGUUGUCCUUGCCCUGUUGUAGUACUGCUGAUAGCUCUUUUUAGGACCGUCUAUUUUAAGAAGUGCUGCAUGGCAGGCUUGCAGCAGCACAGCGGAGGGGUAGGCAGCCUCUCUUGAGGCAGCAGCAGAUGACUAAAACUGUUAAUGUGGGUCAUUGCUCUUGGACAGUGAAGCUGGGGACGGUCUGUGUGAUGUAAAAGACUUGCAAUGAAUUCUCCUUGAUUCAUCACGUAAACAAAACUGGGAUCAAUCUGAAAUCCGUUUCUCAGCUGAGGAGAAAAUAAAAAAGCUUUUCAUGGGUAAAUGUGACCUUCUACCCAUUGUAAAAAGUGCAGUUUUGGACCUGUUAAGCCGACUGGCACCCCCUAGAGCCAGGGAUAUGAAUGGCAUCAUUCAUCUUCCUUGUUUUGAACAGAACUGCAAAGUGGCAAAGUUUUGGCUUUUUACUAACAGUGAUUACAUUCUUCCUUAUUUUUGAUUACCAGAAAUUAAUUUUGAGGAUUACAAAUAAUUAUGAAGUAUUAAUCUAAGUAGAUUGGUAGCUGUACUCAGGACGUCAAAUCUCCUUUGGCCCUUUUGACUUCAGCAGUUGUUCUGUGAGGGAGAUGGUUGGCGUGUUCAUGAAAUAGCAUUAAGAGCCAUUACAGGGUGGCAAGUAUGUCCCUGUAACUAAUUCAACAAUGUGUCAUUUAUAACUGGAGACCUGUAGGGUUUUGUUUUCUUUCAAAGCUUCAACGGAUAUUUCAAUUUGUGACUAGAAGAGCUGGAAUUAGAUUUUUAACUUUUUAAAACCUCUGAGAACUGUUUAGGUAACGAUCUGUCUUGUAGCUGCAGUAAAUAUAUGCAGCUUAGAUGCUGCAUUGCCGUAGAGUGGAUUCACAGAGGUCAAGUGUGGGCUGAUUGAUUUAUAACCACACCACCUUCACUCUGUAUUGAAAUCUUGUCUUGGAAUUUUGCAUUAUUAAUGUAUCUACCUAGGACGUCAAAUACAAAAUGUUCUUAUUCUAUAAUAGGAUAUUUUCUCUUUAAAGCCAUCAAAGCUGAGAAGGUGGGUAAUGCUUCUGGGCUGUGGCCACACUCCUGCGGUGCUAAUAAUUAGGUAACAGUUUUAUAUGGGACAUUACAAAAUCAUAUUAACUAUGCUGAGCAAUUAUACUCUUCUUGAGCCUUCUCUUUCCCUUCUCUUCACUGCCCUUAAGCUAAUAAGCCCUUUCAUGUAAAGGUAUUUUUGCACUCUAAAAAGUAAGUUCAAUGCCUUUGGAGAUCCGUGUGCUGUGCAAUCUUUUCUGUCUCCCUGCAAUGCCAGCUGUUUUUAUGUGGUAAAUGUAAUUGGAAACAUAGACUGGGUACUUCUCUUUUGUAAACCUCUGUCUUGGAGGUACACAAGAGAAAAAACACCUGUAAGACAGGUGUAUAAUCUGUGUGAGGGGGCUAGAUAUGCGUUGCAUGGCCUUAUUACAUCAAGAGCCAGUGUACCAACUAUUAGUGCUUUUCUUUUACAGACUCAUCGGGAAACAGUUAUCUUGGAUAUUUUUUCUUGAAUGGACUUUCAUGUUUUCUAUUGUAAUCUUGUGAAUAUUUUAAUACACUUUUUUUUUCCCAU